Saccostrea echinata is the source of this 579-nucleotide messenger RNA. RefSeq lists its product as uncharacterized. Lineage: Eukaryota; Metazoa; Mollusca; Bivalvia; Ostreida; Ostreidae. The coding region runs from base 1 to 492 and encodes 163 amino acids. The transcript is spliced from 4 exons. The record is from RefSeq and is a predicted model, not a curated record.
AUGACGUACCGAGGUUUUGGUUACGUGGUAGAUUCCUGUCCUCUCAAUAAGACAGAGUUUAUCACGGCUGCUACCAGACUGAACUGUAGUGUGGACAAGUAUGGACGUAGUCAGUAUACCUGUGUCCCUAACGAAGACAGAUCUGCUCUUGUGGAAUUCUGCUACAGGAAAAUUGUCGCGUUUUAUCAAAAGGGGCAUUGCUUGGUGACAACUGGGAAUGGAACCUUAGAUCAAAUCAGUUGUCAUCACUUUAUAACUGGUUGUCCAGAAGACAAUUUCCGUGGAACUGGCUUAUACAAAUUUUCAGCGUGCAGUAGAAUCAACACAGAAAAACAAUGUUUUUAUGCAGAUCCAUCAUGUCCUAACACGGCAAAAUUCAAUACUUUCGAUCCAAGUACAACAGUUGACUUUCUGAAUACCACAACCAAUACCACAAUGAAAAUGUUGACCAGACAGCUAUCAGUGCUGGAAGUGAAGAAUCGAGCGCUGUAGGAGUUAUCAUUGGAAUUAUUCUCUGUCUACUACUUAUUCUGUCCCUAGUUUUUGCCUUUACAUUCUGCAAAAGAAGGAAAUCAAAAA